AUGUCUUACCAACAACAACAGUGCAAGCAGCCCUACCAGCCUCCUCCUGUGUGCCCACCUCCACAGUGCCCAGAGCCUUGUCCUCCCCCAAAGUGCCCAGAGCCUUGUCCUCCUCCACAGUGCCCAGAGCCUUGUCCUCCUCCAAAGUGCCCUGAGCCCUGCCCCGCUCAGCCAUGCCAACAAAAAUGUCCUCCUGUGCAACCUCCUCCACCCUGCCAGCAGAAGUGCCCACCCAAGAGCAAGUGA
This is a messenger RNA of Peromyscus eremicus (cactus mouse), 246 nucleotides long. RefSeq names its product small proline-rich protein 2D. The record is from RefSeq and is a predicted model, not a curated record. The transcript has a single exon. Gene Ontology annotation, cellular component: cornified envelope. Lineage: Eukaryota; Metazoa; Chordata; Mammalia; Rodentia; Cricetidae. The coding region runs from base 1 to 246 and encodes 81 amino acids.